CAGGAACGCGUGAAUCAGUGCGUGGCAGCAGACUGGGUCGGGCUGGGCCAUCUGCGAAAGGGAAAAGGUGGAAAAACAUCUGGAUCUAAAGGGGGGAAUAAUGUCGGAUUAUUACGCCUGAGUGAGCCUCUAGUUGUGUGUGUGAACGAGAGACAGCGGCUGUUUUCGGGAUUCGUCCGGGUGUUUUCGAGCUUGUUCGCGUGGGACAGUCACGCACGACUCUGCCUUCAGUAUGGAUCAGUCCGUCGCAAUUCAAGAAACUCUGGAAAAGGACGACAACUGCGUCAUAGCCGUCCAAUGUGACGUCCUGUUUGAUGAUAUCACAGAGAGCAGACUGCUGGGCCUGGUGGAGUCUACACAUCAACACGCAAUCUUUAUUUAUACUCAUCGACGGAUGGCCAUAACUGCUGAAGAUGUGUCACUGGAGGACAUUAUACCCAUCUCCCUUGACUUUGCUGUUGUGGAGGUUUCCUCCCCAGAUGAACUGGCGGUUGUGGGUGCUGAUACCAGAGUCAGAGUGAGCUACCUGGAAGAAGAGUUAGAGCUCAGACUUCCCUUUGGGUCUCACUCUCGGCUCUUUCUCAGCGAGGUCAACAGAGCAUGGAGUGAUGUUUGCAAGUUACCCACAAAGACACCCCACUUUGAGUGGAUCAACAAGUACCAAAAAGCCUCUAAAGGACAGGGAGUUGGCAAACAGGCGCUUGCACCCCUCAGCACAACACUCACUAAACUCAACCAGCACCUUAAAACAGAGAAAUCAUCAGACAAAAAGGGAAGCUUAGAAGGGGAGAAAGGUUCCAACAGUGGAGUAAACAAGUCCAGAGUGUAUUCCAACGCAGACAGUCAGGCCAUCUCCAGUCGAGAGAUCCGGGAUGACCUGGUGCACUCGUCCAGCCACACCCCGUCCAACAAAGCUCAGAUACUGACCAUGCCUCAGUUCAACCUGCGUGACAACCUCAUCAAGUGUGAGCUGCUGAAGAAUGAAGACAUUUACACUUACCUGGAGGACUUCAGCUUUUUCCUCGGCACGUACAAUGUGAAUGGUCAGGUGCCAAAGGAAAGCCUCAGACCUUGGCUGAGCUGUACUCCCGACCCUCCCGACAUGUACUGCGUGGGUUUCCAGGAGCUUGAUCUCAGCAAAGAGGCUUUCUUCUUUAAUGACACCCCAAAAGAGGUGGAGUGGACCAAGGCAGUGUCCCAGGCCUUGCAUCCGGAUGCCAAGUAUGCCUUAGUGAAGCUGGUGCGUCUAGUGGGCAUCAUGCUGUUAUUUUACGUGAAGAAGGAGCACGCACAGUUCAUAUCUGACGUGGAGGCUGAGAAUGUGGGCACUGGCAUCAUGGGAAGGAUGGGAAACAAAGGAGCUGUGGCAAUCCGUUUCCUCUUCCACAACUCCAGCAUCUGUGUGGUCAAUUCUCACCUCGCUGCCCACAUCGAGGAAUACGAGAGACGCAAUCAAGACUACAAGGAUAUUUGCAGUCGUCUGCAGUUUCGGCAGCUCGAUCCUACCCUGCCCCCUCUUACAAUCAUGAAGCACAAUGUGGUUUUAUGGAUUGGAGACCUCAACUACAGAAUCACUGACCUUGAAGUUUCCAAUGUGAAGGAGCUAAUAGGCAAGAAGGACUUUGAAACGUUGCACAAUUAUGAUCAGCUCAAGAGGCAGAUCGAUGAGGAGGCUGUGUUUGUUGGUUUUGUGGAGGGCGACAUUGAUUUCCAGCCCACCUACAAAUACGACACCGGCACUGACAAGUGGGAUACAAGUGAAAAAUGCCGUGUGCCUGCUUGGUGUGACCGCAUCCUGUGGCGAGGGAAGAACAUCAAGCAACAACAUUACCAGAGUCACAUGGCUCUCAAGACCAGUGACCAUAAACCAGUCAGCUCUCUGCUUGUCAUUGGGAUCAAGAGAGUAAAUAGUGAGGCCUAUAAGAAGACAUUUGAAGAGAUUGUGCGCAAUAUUGACAAAAUGGAAAAUGAGUGCAUUCCAUCUGUAACCCUGUCUAAGCGAGAGUUUCACUUCAAGGAUGUGAAGUUCAUGCAGCACCAGGCAGAGACAUUUAGCCUCCUGAAUGAUGGGCAGGUCCCGUGUCAGUUUGAAUUUAUUCAGAAGCCGAAUGAGUCCACAUACAGCAAGCCCUGGCUCACGGCCAACCCCCCGAAAGGCUUUAUCGCUGAGGGUGGUUCUGUGGACAUUGAGCUUGAGGUCUUUGUAAACCGCUCGACGGCGCCUGAUCUUAACUCUGGCAAACAAGAGAUAGAAGACAUCCUGGUGCUCCACUUGGAGCGCGGCAAGGAUUACUUCAUCCCUGUGGCAGGGAACUACCUGCCCAGCUGCUACGGCACCUCCAUCAACUCGUUGUGCCAUAUGAGGGAACCCAUCCAGGAUAUGCCACAAGAGACACUUCGUCAGCUGGCGGACAUGUCUCUGGAUGAGAAUGCAGCAAACAUCGAAAAGCCUCUGGACAUUCCUAAAGAGCUGUGGAUGAUGGUGGAUCACUUGUUCCGUAGCGCAAUCAGACAGGAAGACAUUUUCCAGCAACCUGGACUCAGGAGUGAAUUUGCAGAAAUAAGAGAUUGUCUUGACACUGGCAUACCAGAUUUUCUUCCGGGCAGUAACCACUCUGUGGCAGAGGCGUUGCUUCUCUUCCUUGAUGCCCUCCCAGAGCCUGUGGUUCCUUACUCCUUUUACCAGCAGUGCCUAGAAAGCUGCUACAACGCCAGUCAGUGUGAGAAAAUUAUUUCCAUGCUACCUCGGUGCCAUCAAAAUGUGUUCAAUUACUUAGCUGCCUUUCUGCGAGAACUAUUGAAGAACUCUGCUAGCAAUCGAUUAGAUGUCAAUAUCUUGACCACCAUUUUCGCCUCCUUGCUCUUGAAGUCGCAGAAGAAGCAGGAUCUUGCUGAAAAGAGGAAGACUCAGGAGUUCUUUCAACACUUCCUGGCCCAGACCUCCUCAUAGAUGGAAGAUUUCUCCAUCUGAUUCUCCAGGCUGAAGCUGAACACUAAAAACUCUACUGUUCAGUAUUUGAAAUGAACUAAUGAAUUGUUAUAUUCUUGGAUGGCUCUUUGUAUAGAUAAGUAUAAUUAUUGUAUGUGAUAGUUCUGAUCUGAUGUUAGUUUUUGUGUAAAGCAAAGUUCUCAAUGGACAGAGAUUAUCGUGUUCCUUUCAGCUGUAGACCUAAUAAUGUCUAAUGUAUCUAUAUUUUAUUUAAAAAAAAUAAGAAAAAAAUAAUUUGUAUCAUAACGUUUUAGAUCUCAAAUGCAUUUUGCCUUUAUGUAUAUAUACAUAAAAACAAGAAAGAG
Messenger RNA from Solea senegalensis (Senegalese sole), 3294 nucleotides. It is a transcript of the gene inpp5b, whose product is annotated as inositol polyphosphate-5-phosphatase B. Gene Ontology annotation, biological process: phosphatidylinositol dephosphorylation; signal transduction. NCBI's taxonomy places the organism in Eukaryota, Metazoa, Chordata, Actinopteri, Pleuronectiformes, Soleidae. Bases 233 to 2950 code for a protein of 905 amino acids. The transcript has 23 exons. Gene Ontology annotation, molecular function: inositol-1,4,5-trisphosphate 5-phosphatase activity; phosphatidylinositol-4,5-bisphosphate 5-phosphatase activity. The record is from RefSeq and is a predicted model, not a curated record. Gene Ontology annotation, cellular component: membrane; cytosol.